Oncorhynchus tshawytscha (Chinook salmon) is the source of this 6182-nucleotide messenger RNA. Its product is annotated as epithelial discoidin domain-containing receptor 1-like. The coding region runs from base 430 to 3393 and encodes 987 amino acids. The record is from RefSeq and is a predicted model, not a curated record. Gene Ontology annotation, cellular component: membrane; signaling receptor complex. Gene Ontology annotation, molecular function: collagen binding; ATP binding; protein tyrosine kinase collagen receptor activity. Lineage: Eukaryota; Metazoa; Chordata; Actinopteri; Salmoniformes; Salmonidae. Gene Ontology annotation, biological process: cell surface receptor protein tyrosine kinase signaling pathway; multicellular organism development; protein phosphorylation. The transcript is spliced from 21 exons.
GUUUGAGCAGGGCUCUGUGUGCGCAGCUGAAACUAGGCUUCCUCAGUGAAGUAGACGAAUAGAGAGCGACGGAGAUAUUAACGGUUUUCUCUUCCCGUUCUCUUGUCAGUACAAAACUUUAAUCUUGACAAAUGUGAGCUAGACAACUUUACAUUUUCUACGUUUCUGGACGUAACGUGUUGCCUACUUUGGAGUGCUUUGUUUUCACAGUCGAAGAAAGGUCGAACGCGCCGCGCAACAACUGUAGGCAGCGUUGGAUUAUUCCCGUGGUGGAAUAUUUUGGUGGACAGUCACCGUCCUACACAUUGCAUAGGGGAUAUUCAAAACAUUUAGAAGUUGCGAGUAGUGUCACAUUUCUCCGUGACUUUUAGGUAUGCCUGUGGUUGUCAGCGCGUCUCCGGACAGGUAACUGGGUGUGUUGCUGGUGCCAUGGCAACGCCAGAGCUGCGGCUGUUUCCUGUCAUUGUGGUUACCGUCAUCCUGGUGGCGUUGUCGGCUGCGGAUGACCACGACUGGCACUUUAAACCAGCUCAGUGUCGUUAUGCCCUGGGGAUGGAGGAUGGCACCAUCCCUGACUCUGACAUCACGGCUUCCAGCGCCUGGUCAGACUCUACUGAGGCCAAACACGGCAGGUUGAGUAAAGGAGAGGGGGAUGGUGCGUGGUGUCCUGCAGGAGCAGUGUUCCCCAGUGCUUCAGAGUACCUCCAGGUGGACCUGCGCUCGCUGCACUUUCUGGCUCUGGUGGGUACCCAGGGUCGCCAUGCCGACGGGCACGGCCGGGAGUUUGCCCGCAGCUACCGGCUCCGUUACUCCCGAGACGGACGCACCUGGAUCACCUGGAAGGACCGCUGGGGGCAGGAGGUGGUGUCUGGGAAUGAGAACACCUAUGAUGUGGUUCUGAAGGACCUGGGUCCACCCAUUGUUGCCCGCUAUGUCCGCUUCUACCCCCUGGCAGACCGGGUCAUGAGCGUCUGUCUACGAGUUGAGCUCUAUGGCUGUCUGUGGAACGAUGGCCUGUUGAUGUACACAGCUCCAGUGGGUCAUGUGAUGCACCUGUCUGGCUCACCUGUGUACCUCAACGAUUCCACCUACGAUGGCAGCAUAGAGUCAGGGGUUCAGUUCGGAGGCCUGGGCCAGCUGUUUGACGGUGUGUUAGGAGGGAAUGACUUCACAGAGACCAAGGAGCUGAGGGUGUGGCCGGGGUAUGACUACCUGGGCUGGAGCAGAGAGGCUCUCGGGCAAGGCAGUGUUGACAUCGAGUUCCACUUCGAAAAGACACGCAACUUUCACACCAUGCAGGUCCACAGUAAUAACCACCACACCCAGGGUGUGAGGGUCUUCAGUAAGGUAGAGUGUCAGUUUAAACCUGGCCUCUUACUCCCCUGGUCCUCGCCCCCCCUCUCCCUGGCUGUACCUCUAGAGGACCUGAAGGACCCCUCCUCACGCCCCAUCUCGCUGCCCCUGGGGGGUCGCCCCGCCCAGAUCUUACGCUGCCAGUUUGCCUUUGCAGACCGAUGGAUGCUCAUCUCUGAGAUCUCCUUCUACUCCGAGCCGUAUGGGGAGGGUGUCGACCCCAUGGACACGGGCUCUGCUCUUCCUGCUCCUCCGGUCUCCUCCGCUACUCCUCCUCCUCCUGUCUUCCCCUCCUCCGUCAGCCCCGCCCUCAACCACAACUUCACUAGCGUUCCCUCAGAACCCCCCACCACCAACCCCAUGAUGGACAGCACGGGUAACAGCACACUGUCAGGGGCCGACUUCGAUGCCAUGACCCCGAGGGCGGGCCUUCCUGUCGCCAAGGACGACAGCAGUAACACAGCCAUCCUGAUUGGCUGCCUGGUGGGCAUCAUCCUGCUGCUAUUAGCUGUGAUCGCUGUCAUUCUGUGGAGGCAAUACUGGAAGAAGAUACUGGGCAAGGCCCAGGGCAGUCUGUCCAGUGACGAGUUGCGUGUCCAUCUAUCCGUCCCCUCGGACAACGUGGUGAUCAACAACACACACAGCUACUCCAGCCGCUACCAGCGUAUACACACAUUCCCUGACGACAGGGACAGGGAGCGCUGUGACGGAGAGGGAGAGUACCAGGAGCCCAGCGCACUGCUCCGACCACGAGACAGCAACGAUCAGAGGCAGCAUGGCUCAGGCUCCUCGUGGCCCCUAACCGUCCCUUUGGCCAGGGCCAGCUCCUCCCACCCUCAGGAGAAGAGCCUCAAUAAUGGGGCCCAGGCCUGUGGUAUGGACUUGGAGAAGUGCUUGCCCCCCACCCAGGAGGAGCCUCCCCCAUACCCCGAUGCCCCUCCCUACCCGGCCCUGUCUCCCCCCUUCCCCGCCAGCGUGCCCCACUAUGCAGAGGCAGACAUCGUUAGCCUGCAGGGCGUCAGUGGUAACAACACGUAUGCAGUGCCAGCCCUGACCUCCCCCAGCCCCACUGCAGCAGACUGCACCCCCCUGCCUGAACUGCCCCGACACUGUCUGGUCUUCAAGGAGAAACUGGGAGAAGGACAGUUUGGAGAGGUGCACCUGUGUGAGAUAGAGAGCCCUCAGGACCUGCCUAACCUGGAGUUCCCUUUCAACGUGAGGAAAGGACGCCCUCUGCUGGUGGCUGUUAAGAUACUGCGCCCUGACGCCUCCAAGAAUGCCAGGAAUGACUUCCUAAAGGAGGGGAAGAUUCUAUCUCGUUUGAAGGACCCCAACAUCAUCAGUCUGUUGGGAGUGUGUGUGAGCAGUGACCCUCUCUGUAUGGUCACAGAGUACAUGGAGAGUGGGGACCUCAACCAGUACCUCUCACACAGAGUCCUGCUGGACAAGACCGGACCCACACACAACACCCCCACCAUCAGUUACCCUGCUCUGAUCGCCAUGGCCAGUCAGAUAGCUUCAGGGAUGAAGUUUCUGUCGUCUCUGAACUUUGUGCACCGUGACCUGGCCACAAGAAACUGCCUGGUGGGGGGUGAGAAGGGCGAGAGCGGGGGCGACCGGGGCGGGGAGCGACCCAUCAAGAUCGCCGACUUUGGGAUGAGCAGAAACCUGUACGCUGGAGACUACUACCGCAUCCAGGGGCGGGCCGUGCUGCCUAUACGAUGGAUGGCCUGGGAGUGUAUACUGAUGGGGAAGUUCACCACAGCCAGUGACGUGUGGGCGUUUGGUGUGACUCUGUGGGAGAUGCUGAGUGUGUGUCAGGAGCAACCCUACUCCAACCUGACUGAUGAACAGGUCAUAGACAACGCCGGAGAGUUCUUCAGGGACCACGGAAGACAGGUGUAUCUGAGCAGGCCAGAUGUGUGUCCUCAGGGUCUCUAUGACCUCAUGCUGAGCUGCUGGAACCGGGACUGCAAGCUCCGCCCAUCAUUUGCCCACAUUCACUCCUUCCUCACAGAGGAUGCCAUGAACAUGGUGUAGAGAGAGAGAGGAAUUUAAGAGUGAGAUGGAGAGAGAGGGAUUAGAGACGGCUCCUCCUACCUCCAUUCCUCCAUUCAUCAUAGAGAUGAGUGCUUUGAGCGAGGGAUGUGUGUAGAAGUGGUGGAGGUGUAGAGGGAGAGGUGUGCAGUAGAGGGACGGGUGCCUGCUUGUAUAUUUUGUAUCUCUCUAUGAUGGGCGGAUGGGGCUGAGACACCGCUGGUUCGGUUUUCACUCCCACAAGACAGACCCCAACCCAAACCCAUUUCACCCCCCUGAGUAGUCUCUAGAGCGUCUUGAUAAGAAUGUAACACAACACAAUGGUUAGUGCGGUGGUGGGUUGGUGUCUGAUUCUGCAUAGUGCUUCCAGGACCACCGAUGGUCUGUCAAUGGUCUGCUAGCGAACACAGGGAAGCUGUAAGACGUAUGGGGAGGCGAUGUGACAAUGCUUGGUAAUGUAGAUGAAGCUAAAAUUAAUGUGUAACGCUGAUUAACGUUUCUCAAAGAAUAUAAACAAUACCAAUCUGAUUAUGUAUUCAUGUCAGACUUUAAUACUCUGACACUCAUAGUUUAAUAGCAUAUUAACAUGUUGGGAUAAACUUAACACAUUGUCCUAUAAAGAUAUUUUAUUACUUGACCUGCUAAUGUUUUUGGUAUUUGUAUAAAUCAUGUGCUAGGGUUACUGGUGAAGGUCUAUAUAUAUUCUCAUACUGCCAACAUUUCUCCAUCUCAAAACAGUAUGCACACAUUUUUCACAGAGAUGAAAUUGCACACAAGGUUUGCUGUCUUAGUAGUAUAUAUAAAACGAAUAUGUCCCAUUACGUUUCACUAGUUUUCAGUAUAUAACCCAGUUCUUCCCAGCUCCAAACCCUCCAUCCCAGACCCCAGUCUAAGGUUGUCUCUAGUCUCAUGGAACCAGACGAGUGUGGCUGAAUAUUGCAUUAUAUUCCUCUGGUCUACCUGUUAAAGUCUGGCAAGCAGAAUGAUGGUAUCUCAUACACAGGCCAGUAGCAGACACACCAGCAGUCUGUAACACCAGGCAUUAGACAAUGCUGCCAGUCAGUCAGCUCCUCAGACUAUACUUAGCUGGCAUUGUGACUAUAGUCUUUCCACAUUCUGCUUCCCACUCCACCCAACUCAGUAUCUCACCAAUCCAGAAGCCUUUCAUUCUGCAGUCUCACUCAUAUCUCUCACAACUGAUCCACUCUGAGCUGUAACUAUGGAGUUAUAGAGGGUGUGAACUGAUCUGGACUCGAGGACUCUUUCCAGGACAGGAAGUGUGUGGUUGUUACCAUAGAGAUAUGGUUGUUACUCUACCAGACCUCCAAACUAGAACCCUUUGGACUUCCGGAGCCAGAGAAGACUGACUGGUGUCAUGUGACUUGAGCCUCACUGACUGAGAGAACAGGUACAGUAGGGGAGGUGCACUGUGAACGGCUACAGACUAUGAGAUUUGAACUUAACAGAAGAGAGACAUCCUUCCUGAUGAGAGCUGGAAUAGUACAGACCACAGCAACACACACAGCACUGCCUGUGCUGACAUCACAUGUGAAACUGACAGUUGUGAUUGGUGACUAGCUGAUGGAACAGCAUAACACAGAUGGACAGAUGGAUUGACGACUAGAGGGGAGUGGGGGCUGAUAUAUGUAAAUGACCAUUUUCAUGUGUAAGUGAGGUGAGCGGUGUGAUUUUCUACCAGUGAUGGAUAGCGGAGCUGGGUCUGAGUCAGUGACCCAGAUGCAGAAAGGAGGUUCAUGUACAUGUCCAAUACACUACCAGCUGCACUUUAAAGGCUGUUUCUGGCCGCACGCCCCAAUGCCUGCACUAGAAUACUAGAGUCGUGGCCAGUCUUGGGGCGUAGUUACAGUACUUGUAGUUUAACAACUAAUUAACAACACUUUCAGAGUAGCUCCCACAACACUGGUAUGUAUCAUGUUACUAUACGAGUAUCAGGUUAGUAUGCUAGUCUGGAUGUUGGAGCGUACAGACAGUCUGUAUCCCCUUGGUGUUAGUACCGAUAGCAGUCCAACAUGGCAUUGCUGGUCAAAAUAGAUGUAGUUCUAAACAGAAAAACAGGUCGGUGUCUUGUGAUUUAUCUACUUCAAGAUGAUCAUUUAUUCAUGAUUCAUAUCAGUGGCUUGUUGUUCAAAUAGAACUGCCUCAAUGUUCUCAAGGAGGAAAAUUCAGCUUUGGAAAACCUCUGUCUGCAUGAUGAGGAAAGGCAGAGUACACCAAAUGCUUUCUGCCAGUGUUAUAUAGAUACCCAACAGACCUGAUGGUUAAAACAUCCCAAUCACAAAGAACCUAACACUCAUGAGAAGAGGAGCACUAACAACUGUAUACAAAGCCUUUUAGUUGGUCAGUAACCUUUCAUCUACAUUACUCUGCCUUACUGAGUGUAGUUCUGCAUAAUGUGUCAGGCUUAAUCAAGAUGAUCAAAUAAUCCUUGUUUACUGAUUGAAUGAGUGUGAAUGGUGAUGCCAUAUGAAUACAGUAUGUGUCUCGAUUGACCUUUUUCGAUAUACAAAUAUGGGUUUAGUUGGGCUACAGUGUAUAUAUUUCCUGUAUACUACUUAGAAUCUCCUUGUCGCUGAUGUGUACAUAUUUUAAGGAUUUUAUUUUUAUUUUGUUGACUAAUAUAUGGAAUUUCUUUGUUACAGUUGGGGUCUCUUCUUUUUGUUCCUCUGUAGAAAGUUUGCUACCUGACCUUGGUGCCAUUGUAAUUCAUUGUGUCGUCUAUUUUUGUAGUUUGAAUAAAGUUAAUCUUUCCAAAUAAAGCAAGGAAGAAUGUU